AGAACCUUCGGAAGCCAAUCGCUGCAUUUUGUGUGAUACGUCACAGGAAAAACAUGGCGGCGCACAUUGUCAGAGCUGUGAGACGUCCUGCUUCGCUGAAAGACGGCCGGCUCCUGCCUGCAGUCUGGCAGUUGUAUACUCAAGCAUGCUGUCAUCACCAUCAGUCUCCAGGCUCCUCGCUGCGCUACAUCCCCCGUAGGGCAGUUCUCUACUGCCCUGGCAAUGAUGAACGAAAAUUGAAGAAACUGGCCUUGCUGGAUGUCGACUGCGCCGUGCUGGACUGUGAGGAUGGCGUGGCCCUCACCAAAAAGGUUGAAGCCAGAGAGACCAUAGCUCGGAUGUUGGGAGAGCUGGAUUUGGGCCGGACUGAGAAGUGUGUAAGGGUGAACUCCGUUUCUAGUGGCCUAGCUGAGGCCGACCUGCAGGUUGUCCUGCAAGCAGAGGUUCUUCCUCCUGCCAUUAUGCUGCCCAAAGUAGAGGACAUUCAGGAAGUCAAAUGGUUUGUUGACAGGUUUCAGCACUACUUGAAAGGACGGACACUGACAGAACCCAUUCGCCUUGUCACCUUUGUGGAAACCGCUGUGGGCCUGCUCAAUUUUAAGGCAGUGUGUGAGGAAAUCCGUCAGCUCGCUCCCAGAGCCUGGCUCCACCAUGACGGUGUGGUGUUUGGCUCCGAUGACUUCUGUGCCAGCAUAGGUGCCACACGGACUAAGGAUGCCAGAGAGCUGCUCUAUGCUCGGCAGAAGGUGGUUGUUACCACCAAAGCUUUUGGGCUGCAGGCCAUCGACCUGGUUUACAUCGACUACAAAGAUGUAGAAGGACUGAGGCUACAAGCAAGGGAAGGAGCGCUCAUGGGCUUCACCGGUAAGCAGGUUAUUCACCCCGGGCAGGUCCAAGCUGUGCAGGAGGAGUUCUCCCCGAGCUCAGAAAGGGUCCAGUGGGCCAAGGAGCUCAUCGCUGCUUUCAAGCAACAUCAGAAAGAAGGAAAGGGCGCAUUCACCUUUCGCGGCAGCAUGAUUGACUUGCCCUCGCUGAAGCAGGCUCAGAAUAUCCUGACCCUCUCUGCUGCUGUGUCGCAGAAAUAACCGGAGGAAACACGGGUCGGAAAAAGGACAGGAAACUAGAAAUCACUUCAUGAACUUUACAAACCUGGUGCAGGAUUACAACGAAAAACAUGGCUUGUAUUUUUAGUGUAGUAAACAUAAAUGUAAAUACACUGA
Messenger RNA from Cyprinodon tularosa, 1220 nucleotides. It is a transcript of the gene clybl, whose product is annotated as citrate lyase beta like. Gene Ontology annotation, molecular function: (S)-citramalyl-CoA lyase activity. The record is from RefSeq and is a predicted model, not a curated record. Bases 54 to 1085 code for a protein of 343 amino acids. The transcript is spliced from 8 exons. Gene Ontology annotation, biological process: regulation of cobalamin catabolic process. Lineage: Eukaryota; Metazoa; Chordata; Actinopteri; Cyprinodontiformes; Cyprinodontidae.